This is a messenger RNA of Eucalyptus grandis, 396 nucleotides long. RefSeq names its product EG45-like domain containing protein. Gene Ontology annotation, cellular component: cell wall; apoplast. The record is from RefSeq and is a predicted model, not a curated record. Bases 6 to 389 code for a protein of 127 amino acids. Gene Ontology annotation, biological process: systemic acquired resistance. The transcript has 2 exons. NCBI's taxonomy places the organism in Eukaryota, Viridiplantae, Streptophyta, Magnoliopsida, Myrtales, Myrtaceae.
UGAAAAUGGAGGAGAAAUUGCAGGUGUGGGUGAUGUUGGCCAUGGCUUUAUCCCUGCUCUCUGCUGCAUCGGCCAAGCCGGGCCUUGCGGAUUACCACUCACUGCCUUAUUAUCCUGCGGCUUGUGCAGGGUUCAAUUUUAGCAACAGCGGAUCGAUGAUCACGGGAGUGGGGGCCGAAUUGUGGGACAACGGGAGGGCCUGUGGACGGAUGCUGAGGGUCAGAUGCACCUGCUCUGCUAACGGCUUUCCGAAACCUUGCAAAGAAGGCGUCAUCACGGUCAAGGUCGUGGACUACUGCCAGCAACCGUGCGAGAUCAACCUCUCCGAGGAUGCUUUCUCCUGUAUCGCCAACAUUGACGCCGGCAAAGUCUGGGUGGACUACUCCUAGGAAGGAA